Melanaphis sacchari is the source of this 2413-nucleotide messenger RNA. It is a transcript of the gene hrg, whose product is annotated as poly(A) polymerase type 3. The record is from RefSeq and is a predicted model, not a curated record. Gene Ontology annotation, molecular function: RNA binding; poly(A) RNA polymerase activity. NCBI's taxonomy places the organism in Eukaryota, Metazoa, Arthropoda, Insecta, Hemiptera, Aphididae. Gene Ontology annotation, cellular component: nucleus. The coding region runs from base 417 to 2342 and encodes 641 amino acids. The transcript is spliced from 3 exons.
GUAGGACACUGCCAAUCACUGAACAGUAAACACUUAAACAGUGAUGUUUUGGCGUUCUGCCGUUGUGUUGUACGUGUUGUUUAGUCCAUAGCGUACCACCGUUCACCGGUUGUUGUGUGGCGCGCAGGACGCACUUUUAUUUUUCCUGUUGUCUUUUGAUUACGUUAUUACUGUUCUUGUUUUAGUAUUGACUUUUGUUUCUCAGACUAAAUCGUUUGCUAUCAUCGUAUUGAUUAGUUUAACGUACAAGUAGGCUGUGUACAGUUUUCGUUUUUGCGCUCAUCCGACGGUCGCUGUCGCGAUAAUAUGACCUAAUCAAGAACUAUUUAUUGAAUAUUCGGUUAUAAAUUGCGUAUCAAAAACCAUCAUGCUCAGAGAUCGUGAAUAAAAUAGAGUAUUCCUAAAAUCCCUUUAAAAUGUAUGGAAUGACAUCGGCAAUAAGUGAUGCUCUUCCGACAGACAUUGAUAUACAGUUAACAAAAUCAUUAGAUGAUGCUCUUUCAAAAGAAAAAGUUAUUACUACUGAUGAAGAUUUAUCUCAAAGGCUUGAAGUAUUAUCAAUGCUUAAUAAUUUGGCUAAAGAAUGGAUACGUGAAGUAAGUAUGGAAAGAAAUUUACCUGAAAUAACUGCUGAAAAUGUUGGAGGUUUAGUAUGUACGUUUGGAUCAUAUCGUCUUGGCGUUUAUCAUAAAGGUGCUGAUAUUGAUGCAAUUGUCAUUGUCCCUAGACAUAUAACUAGAAAUGAUUACUUUGCAACAUUCUAUAAUAAGUUAAAAGAAAAUCCUAAUAUAAACAAUGUUCGAGCUGUUGAAGAAGCUUUUGUUCCAGUGAUUAAAAUGAUAAUACAAGGCAUUGAAAUUGAUAUGUUGUUUGCACGCCUUGCUUUAAAAGAAGUACACGAAGAUACUGAUUUGCAACAAGAUGAUCUAUUGAGAAAUUUGAAUCCUAAAUGUGUACGAAGUUUAAAUGGAUGUCGUGUAACAGAUUCUAUUUUACGAUUAGUUCCAAAUCGAGAAUCCUUCAAGAAAACAUUAAUUGCAAUAAAAUUAUGGGCUAAACGUCAUAGAGUUUAUUCAAAUGCAUUAGGAUACCUGGGAGGAGUUUCUUGGGCAAUGUUAGUAGCAAGAGUAUGCCAGUUAUAUCCAAAUGCAGCACCAGCAACUUUAAUACACAAAUUUUUUUUAAUAUUUUCUAAGUGGCAAUGGCCUCAACCUGUAUUAUUGAAACCAUCAUAUUUUAUGGAUCUUGGAUAUCCAGUUUGGGACCCAAGAGUAAACAUGGCGGAUCGUAAUCAUGUUAUGCCUAUUAUAACUCCAGUUUAUCCUCAACAAAAUUCAACUUUUAAUGUUACUCAUUCCACACUAGCUAUUAUACAAGAUGAAUUUAAAACAAGUUUAGACAUUAUGGGAGAAAUUUUAACUGGAGAGUCUAGUUGGUCAAAAAUUUUUCAACCAUCUAAAUUUUUCACAAAAUAUAGAUAUUUUUUGGCCAUAACUGUAUUUGCUAACUGCGAUGAAGAAUUACUUGAAUGGAGAGGGUUAGUUGAAUCAAGGCUUCGGUUUUUACCUACAUCUUUAGAAGAAAUUGAAUGUGUCCAAAGAUCACAUUUAAAUCCUGACCAGUUUGUCUUACCUUAUGAAAAAUCACAAGGAAGGCCAUCAUCAGUUUGGUUUGUUGGUCUAGAAAUAUCAAAGUCAAAUGGUACAGUAGUUCAAUUAGAUUUUAGUACUCAUAUCCGAGAUUUUUGCUUAUUAGUGAAAAGUAGAGCUCAUACCAUUUUUAAAGCUGGAAUGGAUAUACAAGUUAACCAUUUGAAAAGAAAAGAUUUAAAGGAUUAUGUACCUGAUGAGUUGAAAAAAGAAAAAGCUAUUCCAAAUACUGUUGGUAGUAAAAUUAUUGCUCGAUUAUCAACUGAGGGUAGACAUUCUGUAUCGGAGUUAGUUGAUGAAUCUCAAAAGAGUCCUACCUCUAGGAAACGUAGUGGUGAAGAUUGUAUUGAUGAUAAUAUCAUUAAAAAAAACCUAUUGUCAAAUGAAGAAAAAAUAUUCGUCUUGGGAUCAGUGGAAUCUCAUAGAAGUCCAUCAUCUGAAAUUAAAUCAAAUAACCUAGUAAAUACUCUAUUAUCAACCGAAAAAGAAAAUCAUUCAAUAUCGACCGGAAAUGAAAUCAAAGAAAAUUUAAAUAUUGUAAAAGAAUCUCUAUUGCCAACGGAAGACAAACAUUCCACUGUUGAAUUGGAAGAUUCCCUGACUAGUCCAGUAACAAAUAAAUGCUGCGCUGAUGAUGAAAAUGAUGAGAAUGAUCAGAAAAAAUUAAGGCUUCUUCAUCCAACUGUUGCCUAAUUACCCAUGUGUUCAUAUGAAAUAAAUCUUUAAAUUAAAAUAUAUAUAUAUAUAUAAAAAAAAAAUAUAUU